AUGUACCAACUUAGACAAUUUGCAACAACCGUGUCGCGCUGGAUCAAAAAGGACGCAGCAGAAGAUUUAUAUAAGGGGGUCGCUGGCCUGACUAUCGAUUCCGUGAAGCCCUCUGGCCGCAAGAAGAAGAAGAAGAAGGCCCGGCUUGUCACUCGGUGGAAGGCCUAUAUCCGAGGCGGGACCCUGCAAGACUUCCAGCGUCUCUGCGUCGAUCUCGGCCUCUCCAGUAGCCUUGAUACCAAAGAGAAGUGCCACGAUGCGAUCAAGAGUGUGAACGUCAACAUCGGACAAUUUCUAAAGAGCAAGAACAAGCCCGACGACGUCAAGUUCUUCGAGGACAAACGUGCAUUGGUCAAAUACACGGCGGAGACCGAUUCCUUUUACCCAAAGAACAAACUCCCCAAGGGCGACCCGCUUAGAGCAUUGCUGAAGCACAUGUUUGGAUGA
Molecule: messenger RNA, 447 nt
Organism: Fusarium keratoplasticum
Lineage: Eukaryota; Fungi; Ascomycota; Sordariomycetes; Hypocreales; Nectriaceae
Exons: 2
Coding region: 1-447 (148 amino acids)
Source: RefSeq, a predicted model, not a curated record